UGCAGUGAUCCCCUUUUUCUCCAGGAUCCUGGACUUGAGGCUGACCUGGGGUAACCUUGGGACCCCCACCAGAGGGGACCUUAGUUCUUGGAAGCUCACUUGGGGCUCCCUCCCCUGGCUGUCUUGCCCAAGGGGACAGCCCUUUGGGGCUGGCUCCCUCCUCUUCCCUCUCCUCCAUCCUUCCCUUAGCACUUAGCCCUGUCUUCCUUAGUUGGUCCGUCUCCCUUUUUCUGCCUUCCCUGUUCUCCUGGUUUCCCCACCUAGUCUCACUCAUCCUCCUUCCGGCUUUGCCUUCCUGGCUUUGUGUUUAGGCUCUUUCUCCUAAAGUUCAAGCUCUCUACGCCUCACCUGCCCUCUGUCUAGUGUCCUUGCCAGUCACUUCUCCAUCAGUCCCUGGGCCCAGACUCUUCCUCAAGCAAGACCCUCCUGCCAUGGGCUCUAUGAAGGGUGACAUACUCAAGGAGCAAGACCCUUGUCCUCCCCAGCCCAUCCAAGAGCUUAUGAAGGGAGGCAAGCAGGAGGAGCAGGGGCUGAACCCUGAACCCUCAGCCCCCCAACAGCCCACAGAGGAGGAAGAGGCCCUGAUUGAGUUCCACCGUUCCUACCGAGAGCUCUUCCAGUUCUUCUGCAACAACACAACCAUCCAUGGUGCCAUCCGUCUGGUGUGCUCCAAGCACAACCGCAUGAAAACUGCCUUCUGGGCAGUGCUGUGGCUCUGCACCUUCGGCAUGAUGUACUGGCAGUUCGCCCUGCUGUUCGAAGAGUACUUCAGCUACCCGGUCAGCCUCAACAUCAACCUCAACUCAGACAAGCUGGUCUUCCCUGCUGUUACUGUCUGCACUCUUAAUCCCUACAGAUAUACUGAAAUUAAAGAGGAGCUGGAAGAGCUGGACCAUAUCACGGAACAGACGCUCUUCGACCUGUACAAAUACAACUACUCCAACACUCGCCUGGUGCGUGCCCGGCGGCGCGGCCCUCGCCACCUGGGUGACUCGCUGCCGCACCCCCUACAGCGCCUGCACAUCCUGUCCGCGCCCCACCGGGCCCACACCGUGCGCAGCUCCUCUUCCAGCAUGCGCGACAACAACCCCCAAGUGGACAGGAAGGACUGGAAGAUCGGCUUCCAACUGUGCAACCAAAACAAAUCAGAUUGCUUCUAUCAGACGUACUCAUCAGGGGUGGAUGCAGUGCGGGAGUGGUACCGUUUCCACUACAUCAACAUUCUGUCCAGACUGCCCGACACCUCGCCAUCCCUGGAGGAGGAAGCGCUGGGCAACUUUAUCUUUACGUGCCGCUUCAACCAGGCCCCUUGCAACCAGGCGAACUAUUCUCAAUUCCACCACCCCAUCUAUGGGAACUGCUACACUUUCAACAGCAAGAACAGCUCCAACCUCUGGAUGUCUUCCAUGCCUGGAGUCAACAAUGGUCUGUCCCUGACACUGCGCACAGAGCAGAAUGACUUCAUCCCCCUGCUGUCCACAGUGACUGGAGCCAGGGUGAUGGUGCACGGGCAGGAUGAGCCCGCCUUUAUGGAUGAUGGCGGCUUCAACCUGCGGCCUGGUGUGGAGACCUCCAUCAGCAUGAGGAAGGAAUCCCUGGACAGCCUUGGGGGCAAUUAUGGUGACUGCACAGAGAAUGGCAGUGAUGUCCCUGUCAAGAAUCUCUACCCUUCCAAGUACACCCAGCAGGUAUGUAUUCACUCCUGCUUCCAAGAAAACAUGAUCAAGAAGUGUGGUUGUGCUUACAUCUUCUACCCAAGGCCCAAGGGCGUGGAGUUCUGUGACUACAGGAAGCACAGCUCCUGGGGCUACUGCUACUAUAAGCUGCAGGGUGCCUUCUCCUUGGACAGCCUGGGCUGUUUCUCCAAGUGUCGGAAGCCAUGCAGUGUGACCAACUACAAGCUCUCUGCUGGUUAUUCAAGAUGGCCUUCUGUAAAGUCCCAGGACUGGAUCUUCCAGAUGCUGUUCUUGCAGAACAAUUACACGAUCAACAACAAAAGAAAUGGAAUUGCCAAACUCAACAUCUUCUUCAAGGAACUGAACUAUAAAACGAAUUCCGAGUCUCCCUCUGUCACGAUGGUCAGCCUCCUGUCCAACCUGGGCAGCCAGUGGAGCCUGUGGUUUGGUUCUUCUGUGCUGUCUGUGGUGGAGAUGGCGGAACUCAUCUUUGACCUCUCGGUCAUCACAUUGCUUAUGCUGCUGCGCAGGUUCCGAAGCCGAUACUGGUCUCCAGGACGAGGCGCCAGGGGUGCAAGGGAGGUGGCCUCCACCCCAGCAUCCUCCUUUCCCUCCCGCUUCUGUCCCCACCCCACGUCCCCAACCUCUUCCUUACCUCAACCAGGCACAACUCCUCCCCUGGUCCUGACAGCCCCUCCACCUGCCUAUGCCACCCUAGGCUCCUGUCCCCCUCCACUGGACUCUGUAGGGCCCAGCUCUUCUUCCUGUGCUCUGGGGGAACACUGAGAGAGAAGAAAUGUUCUCCUUUCAACCAGGCCAUUGCUGCCCUGGUAGACUGAAGGAUGUCUCAUCUUGGGCACCUCCCAGAAAUGCCCAGCCAUCUUUCCUGUGUGGGAGGGAACUGGGUAAGGGGCCUGGGAAGUUGCCCAGGGAACAGUGGCUUAAUGAGCUUCGCAGAGCCGCUGCAGUCUUACUUUUGAACACUGUUUUCUACACAAGCACAGACAAGUCUCCUUUUCCCUUGGAUCAGCCAAGCUAAACUUGGAGCUUUGACAAGGAACUUUCCUGGGAAACGACUGAUGAACCAACACAAACAAGGCAUAGAAAGGCAGACACAGGUUUCCUACCCCAUGACCAGAGACUGGCCUGGCCACAUCGCCUUCAAUGACACAGAUGUCUGCUCCUCUUCUUGAACUUGGGGGGGAACCCCACCCAAAAGCCCCCUUUUGUUAAUUCUUGGCAAUUCCCCCUCCCUGACUCCCCAGGGUGGGGGCCGGAGCAGACCAGUGUAGUAAAGGUUUGGCCAUUCCCCAUCAUUCCUAAGACAUUUCUGGACUGAUACUCCAAAUCCCAGUGCCUCUGCCCUGUGUCCUUUGUACCUCUUAUGUCUGCUUAGCUGUUUCUCAGCCCAGGAGCUUCCCUUACCAUCUCCCAGAGAACUUCUGUGCAUCCUCUCGAACUCUGCUCAAAGGCACCAUUAUUUCUGUUAACACUUCUGUUCCAUCCUGUCUUCCCCAGAAUUGAUCCCUCUCUCCUGGUUCCCACAGCACACUGUAACAUCUACUGUUGUGUCAUUGUUGUGUUAUCUCUUUGUGUUCUUUUGUGUCUGCGUCCCUGACUAGAGAGAGCUCCUUUGGUCAGAGACUGAGUUUUGCUUAUAAGCAUACUCCAAGUCUAGCCCAGUGUGCUACUUUGAGCAGGGAGGCAGGUAUUCAAUAAAAGCUUGUUACAUAAA
Nannospalax galili (Upper Galilee mountains blind mole rat) is the source of this 3411-nucleotide messenger RNA. It is a transcript of the gene Scnn1a, whose product is annotated as sodium channel epithelial 1 alpha subunit. The record is from RefSeq and is a predicted model, not a curated record. Bases 432 to 2462 code for a protein of 676 amino acids. Gene Ontology annotation, cellular component: membrane. NCBI's taxonomy places the organism in Eukaryota, Metazoa, Chordata, Mammalia, Rodentia, Spalacidae. The transcript is spliced from 13 exons. Gene Ontology annotation, molecular function: ligand-gated sodium channel activity. Gene Ontology annotation, biological process: sodium ion transmembrane transport.